AUGUCUGUCCUCCGACAUGGAGGUUCAUACCUCCAGAGACGUCUCACCAAGAUGUACUCUGAUACUAAGACAUCCUGCGAGAGCGUCACGACGGCCUCGAAGCCAAAUGACGACCCGGAACUAGUGGCGCUCCAUCGCAAUUACCGGAUCCAGAAAGAUAGACUGCUUGCGUGGGGUCUGGAUUGGAGUGACGCCAGCGCCGCGCAACCGAACGAUAUCGAUGAGUCGCUCACAGAGGCUGGCUUCAGCGACGUCGUCGCCAGCGUCAUGUCCUCCAUCCAGGAGCUGCUCAAUGAAGCAGAGCGUCUGCAACAUGUAGGUGGGACGGAUCUUCCACCGAAGGGCAGUCAGGGCGAUUUGCCUGCGAAAGAUAAUCUGAGCAAUCUUCCCGCCAAGACACGUUGGACUGAUGAAGAUAUCAAUCGAUCCAACGCACUGUUGAAAGAUCUGACUGCAUGCAUUGACACCCUGUACGAUCUGUCACAGUCUCGCCGGAACAUGAGCAUGAGCAUGUCCUCGACCGGGCAGACUAGCGCCAAGCCCAAGUUGCGACCGACUCCUACUCCACGGGGUUCGAAGUCAUCAGAGGACCAUUCCUACUCUUUCUCUGGGGAUGGGAAAUUGCAGAAGGAAUUCCAGGGGAGCAUCGCGGAGCCUCUGGAGACAGUCAGCAGUCCUAAGCAGCAGCAGGAAGUCUUUGAGCACUCGCCAUUUACCAAUUUCAAAGUUGCCCCAACGGCUUUUGCAGAGAAACCUGGCAGAGAGAGCGCCUUUGAUCGUUCAUUCAGUUCGACGAAACAUCUGUUCAUUGACCGGUCUGCGCUGCAGCUCUCUGGGGCCUCACAUGCCAAGAGUCCGCCGCCAUAUGAGGUGAUCGCUGCGUCUGCGAAUUCCAGGGUUAUAGGGCGUAUGAAGACAGAGGCAUCGCCGUUCCUAUCCAGUCUGACCUCUGAAUCGACAGUUCCUAUUUUGGCGGAAUUUACUCCGAUGAUGCUGGAGACUCAAAAUGCGAUCACAGUGCCUGCAAGCCAGCGGCUCGAAGAACUGCAUAGAUCACUGGAUCAACUGGUUGAGAACGCAAGAGUGUCGCAUCUUGGACUCCUGAGAUUUCUAGGAUAUUAUAUUGACAUGCCAAACUCGCGAUAUGCGUUCAUAUAUCAGAUGCCGAUGGACUAUUUCCCGUUCUUGCGCAACCCAAGUGAUCUGAUGAAAGAGCUUAAGCCAAAACCGCUGGUUUCUUUGUUUCAUUCAGGUGACGACCAUCAGGAUAUUCCGGUGCCGAAUCUGGAAAACCGCUUCCGCCUCGGGUAUAAUCUGAUUCUGUCAAUGCUUCAUCUGCGCAGCCAGAACAUCGUACAUGGGAAUAUCAAUAGCAGCAACAUCCUUGUCUUUCCCGGUCUGAACGAAUCUGAGCAGAACGAGAUCGGGAACUUGACAGAGGAUCUCCGACAUCCUUACCUCACUUCUUUUGCACAAUUCUCCGGUGAUGGUCUGGCGCAAGAGCCGCUUUCCUCAGGGAUGUACCGUCAUCCAGAUGACAAAAGACUUAUCGACGACAAUGCGGCCUGGGCUUACGACCUUUACUCUUUAGGACUGGUCUUGCUGGAGAUCGGACUCUGGACCCCCAUCAGCAGACUGUGGAAGAUGAAGUACAAUAACGCCAUGUUCAAGCAAAGGAUUGAAAACGUUUAUAUCAAGAAGCUGGGAGCGAAAUGUGGAACGGCAUAUCUCCACAUGGUUCAGCUGUGUCUUGAUGCUCCAAACUUCCAUCUCUCGCCUGAGCCUAUGGGUGACCUGAAUCUCCGCGUACCUGAGAUCUGUCACUACCCAGCGCAAGCCUUGUCAGAAUCCGAUGGCGCGUUUGCAUUCUCUCUCGACUUCCUCUACACUAUCAGCAAAAUCAUCUGGCGCUGUUGUCUCGUAGACAUCUUCGAUGCGCCUCCUGCGGGUGACCUGGACGAGAAGCUCCCCAUUGCCUUACCCCCUAGCUUGACGAGAGAGGCUACAACCGUCCGGUCAACGGAUCAGAUGGAACCGUUUCAGACCCAUCCACCCGUCGAACAAAACAGCAGAAUGCCCUUGGGCGAUGUGAAAAUAUCCAAGAUCGACGACGGUGACAAGAAGUCGAAGAAAAGAAGCCUCAAAAAGCUAACAAAUAUCGAAAUACCCCAGCAACAUUUGGAUGAAUGGAACUUCAACAUUAUGCCUCGACUGAGCAAGCUCCUGCAGAAAGUGUUGAAGGACUCGUCAGAAUCGUGCAGCGCUAACCUCAUGGUAACCGGCGACGGAGUUGAGAGUGCAAAGACCACAAUAUGCGUGACAUGCUCCAAUGUCAAGAAGGUCAGGGCGGCUCUCAAGAAAUAUUUCGUGAUUGACAAGGACGGUUGGGACCUGAUUGUACUCCGCGGUGAUAUAAAACGAUCCAAGGUGCCUCAUCGAAGACGCCGCAAGGCUGGGGCUGUAGAUGACGUGCAUGAGAAUCAUCCAAUGGACCUUAACCCUUACUACCAGCAGAAACCAGUAUGUGGUGCCUCUAUUGGCGCUUUUCGGAACGAGGAGCAUCUGCCACCGGUUUCAUACGGUGGAGCGAUUCUGGUGGAUGGCAUGCCAUUUGGGAUGACUGUGCACCACAUGCUCGAUGCGCCCAGUGAUGACGAAGAAUACCAGGAUGAGGAUGCCGACUGCCCACCGCGUUCUGCUGCGAACGGUCAGAGAGGCAUAGAACCUUCGAGCGCGGAUUUCGCAUUUACGUGGUGUGAGGAGGACUUGCCAGAAACCAAUUACGAAUUUGAGAUCACCGAUGAUGAGGAUGAUGAUCGUCUCUCCCACGGUAUGGAUGAGACUUUCGAUGACCACUGGCUCUCCGAUGACUAUUCUUCCGAUGAAGAAGGAUUUGAUGGUUAUGACAGCGGUGACGAUGAUGACACUGCUUCAAUCGGAGAUACAGCCGGCGUUGAGCCUGGCGAGGAGCCACAGUUGAUUGUUACUCAACCUGCAAUUGAUGACAUCCACGAGGAUUUCUUUCCCUGUCCUGAGGACCGGGAUGAUGAACACCUAGCGUCGCAUUCGCUCGGAUACGUCCAUGCCUCAUCAGGAGUGAAGCGCUGGACUCGAAAGGGAAUGAAACAUGAAAUCGACUGGGCCCUUAUCAAGAUGCACGACAACCGCAUGGAUACCCGUAAUGUCGUUUCGGGUCGUCCUACUGGAGCGGCUCCUCAGGGAUUGCCACAGAGGCAUGGCCCGGGACAGGACGUCCAUCUGAAUAGGGUGGCACGGUUGGAGGAGCUCGGUGGUUUGAAGGUCCAUUGCUGUGGCCGGACCAGUGGUCUGCAGAGUGGACAGAUCUCGAAGGCAAUGACAUUGGUCAAGAUGCAUGGACGGCAUUCCUUCUCUACUAGCUUCUGCGUCGACGGGAACUUUGGAGUUCCUGGUGACUCUGGCGCUUGGGUGUUCGACAAGGCGACUGGCCGAGUUUGUGGACAUGUACUCGCCUGGUCUGAGAAGAAUCGUGUGGCUUACAUUGCGCCCAUGGAGGUGCUCCUGGAGGAUAUCGCUCGUACCCUUGGCGCGACCAAGGUUACUCUUCCUGGUGGUCCAGAAGAGCCCGUUGCGCCUGCUGUCCCGCAACCAGCUGCCAUUGAGUCGUACUCCAGACGCCGCCAGCCACACGUGCAACUUAUGGCUGAUCGGCUUCCUGCCGAACUGGGAAGACUGAGCCUCGGUGGUUUUGAUGAGCCUGCUCUCAGCCGAGUAGGUACGGGACGUGGUCUCAGGGAUGUCUCGUCCACGUAUCGUACCGUCCAGCCCCUCGUGACGCAGACGCGCGGUCUAGGAAGACAACUUGCUUGA
Messenger RNA from Paecilomyces variotii, 3849 nucleotides. RefSeq lists its product as hypothetical. The coding region runs from base 1 to 3849 and encodes 1282 amino acids. The record is from RefSeq and is a predicted model, not a curated record. Lineage: Eukaryota; Fungi; Ascomycota; Eurotiomycetes; Eurotiales; Thermoascaceae. The transcript is spliced from 2 exons.